This is a messenger RNA of Xenopus laevis (African clawed frog), 1924 nucleotides long. It is a transcript of the gene ilk.L, whose product is annotated as MGC82989 protein. Bases 69 to 1427 code for a protein of 452 amino acids. The transcript is spliced from 13 exons. NCBI's taxonomy places the organism in Eukaryota, Metazoa, Chordata, Amphibia, Anura, Pipidae. The record is from RefSeq and is a predicted model, not a curated record.
UGGAACUUGGCCCCUGAGCUUGAGAUUUAUUUAUUCUCCUGUAUCUUCUGACGUCUCUUGCCGCCAACAUGGAUGACAUUUUCGCUCAGUGUCGGGAAGGCAACGCGGUGGCCGUGCGUCUGUGGUUGGACAAUACUGAGAAUGACUUAAAUCAGGGGGAUGACCAUGGAUUCAGCCCGUUACACUGGGCGUGCAGGGAGGGGCGCAGUAACGUCGUGGACAUGCUGAUUAUGAGGGGCGCAAGGAUUAACGUGAUGAACCGAGGAGAUGACACUCCACUCCAUCUUGCCGCCAGCCAUGGGCACCGGGACAUUGUACAGAAGCUCAUUCAGUAUAAGGCCGAUGUGAACGCCGUCAAUGAACACGGAAACUCCCCGUUGCACUAUGGCUGCUUCUGGGGUCAGGAUGAUGUGUCUGAGGACCUGGUCAAUAACUCUGCCCUCAUCUAUAUCAGUAACAAGUAUGGCGAGACCCCACUGGACAAGGCCAAGGCUCAUCUACGGGAACUGCUUAAAGAUCGAGCAGAGAAGAUGGGGCAGAGUAUGAGUAGGAUCCCGUAUAAAGACACAUUCUGGAAAGGGACAACUCGAACCCGACCACGUAACGGGACCCUGAAUAAACAGGCGGGGAUUGAUUAUAAGCAGCUCACCCUCAGCCACAAACUCAAUGACAACCACUCUGGGGAGCUCUGGAAGGGACGUUGGCAAGGCAACGACAUCAUCAUCAAGGUGCUGAAAAUACGGGACUGGAGCACAAGGAAGAGUCGAGACUUCAAUGAGGAAUACCCCAAACUCCGGAUUUUCUCUCAUCCCAAUGUUCUGCCAGUUUUGGGCGCCUGUCAGUCCCCUCCGGCCCCUCACCCUGUGCUCAUCACACACUGGAUGCCCUAUGGGUCUCUCUACAAUGUCCUGCACGAGGGCACUAAUCUGGUGGUGGAUCAGUGCCAGGCCGUUAAGUUUGCCCUGGACAUUGCACGGGGAAUGGCUUUCCUACACACCCUGGAACCUCUCAUUCCGCGUCAUUAUCUGAACAGUCGCAGCGUCAUGAUUGAUGAGGACAUGACAGCCAGGAUCAGUAUGGCGGAUGUGAAGGUCUCGUUCCAGUGCCCGGGUCGGAUUUACAGCCCCGCGUGGGUGGCACCUGAGGCGCUGCAGAAACGCCCAGAGGAUAUUAACCGUCGCUCUGCUGACAUGUGGAGUUUUGCCGUUCUGCUGUGGGAGCUGGUGACCCGCGAGGUUCCGUUUGCCGACCUCUCAAACAUGGAGAUUGGGAUGAAGGUGUCCCUCGAGGGCCUCCGUCCCACCAUCCCCCCCGGGAUCUCGCCCCAUAUCUGCAAGUUGAUGAAGAUUUGUAUGAACGAAGACCCUGCCAAGCGACCCAAGUUUGAUAUGAUCGCCCCCAUCCUGGAGAAGAUGCAGGAGAAAUAAGUGCUACAAUAGUGCAACACACAAGUCACAGCUACACAAGUAACACACGCCCGCUGGUGCCACACGGGUACAAAGUGCCUUCACAUCAAUGACCCCCCUAUAAUUCUAGUCUGGGGUACAGAGAACCCACUCAAACUGCCAACUGUGGGGGGGGGGUAGAGUUUUUCAAGUUUGGGUCCAUUUGCAUUUCUGGGCGGGGUUUCCGCCAGUUUCACUGCUUAGUUACUGGGGCCGGUGCUUUUGUGACUGUUACUGGCGACUGUUGUUUGGUGCAAUAAUGCAGGUACCGCCCCUUCCUACAUGCCGCCGCCCCCUUAUAUAUAUACAGCGCCUGUCCUGCAAGUGUAUAAAUAUUUAUAUGUGUAUCACUAUGUAUCUUACUGUAUGGGGGGCCACGCUGCGCCCCUCUUUCAUCCUGUCAAAGCAAAAGUAUUUUUUUUAUAUAAAUUAACCCUUUGCACCUUGUGACAAUCUAAUAAAUAUUAUUUUAAAGAAAA